Zeugodacus cucurbitae (melon fly) is the source of this 3632-nucleotide messenger RNA. It is a transcript of the gene ValRS, whose product is annotated as valine--tRNA ligase. NCBI's taxonomy places the organism in Eukaryota, Metazoa, Arthropoda, Insecta, Diptera, Tephritidae. Gene Ontology annotation, cellular component: cytosol. Gene Ontology annotation, biological process: valyl-tRNA aminoacylation. The transcript has 7 exons. Gene Ontology annotation, molecular function: aminoacyl-tRNA deacylase activity; valine-tRNA ligase activity; ATP binding. The record is from RefSeq and is a predicted model, not a curated record. The coding region runs from base 185 to 3349 and encodes 1054 amino acids.
CUGCAUUCACUUUAAUUGUCAUUUUUGAACGAAUUUCAAUACUUGGUGGAACAUUGCAUGGUAUUGCAGAAGUACCUCGUGGCACUCAAACCUAUAUAAAUCACACAAAUUUGCGUCCGCAAACAUAAUAAUUACAUAGGUCGGUACUUCUAAAUACUCAAUUGAAGUUACGUGCUACAUUAAGAUGUCUCAGGCCAAUACAAAUGCUGAAAUUGUGACACAAUCGGGAGCUGUAGCCGGCGACGAUGCUGCUGCUGGUCCACCAAAAACAGCCAAGCAAUUGGAAAAAGAGGCCAAAAAGGCAGAAAAGUUGGCCAAAUUGCAAGCAAAAUUGGACAAAAAAGCAGCGGCUCCCGCAGCAACGGAGAAAAAAGACAAACCAGAGAAAAAAGUUAAGGAGACCAAAGAGGUUGCUAUAUAUACGGCAAAUACUGCACCUGGCGAGAAAAAAGAUAUUACAGGCGCACUACCAGACGCCUACAGUCCACGUUAUGUUGAAGCUCAGUGGUAUAGUUGGUGGGAGAAAGAAGGAUUUUUCACACCAGAAUAUGGUCGUGCAAGCAUAUCCGAACCGAAUCCCAAAGGCAAAUUUGUUAUGGUAAUUCCACCACCAAAUGUGACGGGGUCACUACAUUUGGGUCAUGCCCUAACCAAUGCUAUUGAAGAUGCUAUUACGCGGUAUCAUCGUAUGAAGGGUUUCACUACACUAUGGGUGCCAGGCUGUGAUCACGCAGGCAUUGCUACGCAAGUAGUUGUGGAAAAGAAACUUUGGCGCGAGGAAAAGUUGACGCGCCACGAUUUGGGACGUGAGAAGUUCAUUGAAAAAAUAUGGGAUUGGCGUCGUGAAAAGGGUGUGCGCAUCUACGAUCAACUCAAGUGUUUGGGUUCGUCUUAUGACUGGACACGUGUGGCGUUUACCAUGGAUCCGAAGUUAUGUAAAGCUGUAACAGAGGCUUUCGUGCGUCUACAUGAGGAUGGCAGUAUCUACCGCAGCGCGCGUCUUGUUAACUGGUCUUGUGCGCUACGUUCAGCUAUAUCGGACAUUGAAGUCGACAAAAUAGACAUACCUGGUAGAACAUUCUUCUCUAUACCCGGCUAUGAAGAAAAGAUUGAAUUUGGUGUGCUAAUCAAAUUUGCCUAUAAAAUUGAGAACUCCAAUGAAGAAGUUGUAGUGGCUACCACACGUAUUGAAACCAUGCUGGGCGAUACUGCCGUGGCUGUGCAUCCGCAAGAUGAACGCUACAAGCACUUGCAUGGCAAAUUCGUGCAACAUCCAUUCUGUGAUCGUCGUAUACCAAUCGUUGUGGAUGACUUUGUUGAUAUGAAUUUCGGUACUGGCGCCGUGAAAAUUACACCCGCGCACGAUCCUAAUGAUUAUGAAGUUGGCAAACGCUGCAAUUUACCAUUUAUCACAAUUUUCAAUGACGAUGGUUACAUUAUCGGCGAUUAUGGCGAAUUUAAGGGUAUGAAACGUUUCGAUUGUCGCAAGCGUAUACUAGAAAAACUGAAGGAAUUGGGGCUUUAUCGCGAGACCGUCAAUAAUCCAAUGGUCGUGCCGUUUUGCAGUCGCUCUAAAGACGUAGUUGAACCCAUGAUUAAGCCACAAUGGUAUGUCAAGUGCGACCAAUUGGCCGCUGACGCAACCGAAGCUGUGCGCAAGGGCGAGUUAAAAAUCAUACCAGAACAUCAUACUAAAAUCUGGUAUCACUGGAUGGAGGGCAUACGCGAUUGGUGUGUCUCACGCCAGCUGUGGUGGGGACAUCGUAUUCCAGCCUAUCACGUGAGCUUCAAUGAUGACAGCAUUAAAGGCGGCACGGCCGACGACGAGGCUUACUGGAUCGUUGCUAGAUCAGAGGCAGAGGCGCUUAAAAAAGCCGCUGAGAAAUUCAAUGUGGAUCCCAGCAAAAUCGUGCUACAUCAAGAUGAAGAUGUGCUGGACACGUGGUUCAGUUCCGGUCUUUUCCCCUUCUCUGUCUUUGGUUGGCCAGACAACACCGAAGACUUGCAAGCCUUCUAUCCCACAACAUUGCUCGAAACUGGACAUGAUAUACUCUUCUUCUGGGUUGCGCGUAUGGUAUUCUUUGGCCAAAAGCUGCUCGGCAAGCUGCCGUUCAAGGAGGUGUAUUUGCAUCCAAUGGUGCGUGAUGCACAUGGCCGAAAAAUGUCCAAAUCCUUGGGUAAUGUUAUCGAUCCCAUGGAUGUUAUUCGCGGAAUUGCACUUGAGGACUUACAUAAGCUGCUCUACGAUUCCAAUUUGGAUCCACGUGAAAUUGAAAAGGCCAAGGCUGGCCAAAAGCAAGAUUUCCCCAAUGGCAUACCAGAAUGUGGUUCCGAUGCGCUGCGUUUUGCACUCUGCGCUUAUAUCACACAAGCGCGCGAUAUUAAUCUGGAUAUUAAUCGUGUGCAAGGCUAUCGUUUCUUCUGCAACAAAUUGUGGAAUGCAACGAAAUUCGCUUUGAUGUACUUCAGCGGCGACGAACGUUAUACAUCGGAACUGCCGCUCAGUGGCAACGAAAACAAUAUGGACUUGUGGGUGUUAUCGCGGCUUGCCACCGCUAUUGAGACAUGUAACAGUGGUUUUGCGCAGUAUGACUUCGCAGCUGCGACCAGCGCUUGCUACAGCUUUUGGUUGUACGACUUGUGUGAUGUGUAUCUGGAGUGUGUGAAGCCGAUUUUCCAAAAUGGCACUGACGAACAGAAGGCUGCCGCGCGCCGUACGUUAUUCACAUGUUUAGAUUUGGGUUUGCGCAUACUUUCGCCAUUUAUGCCAUUCAUCACCGAGGAAUUAUUCCAACGGCUACCACGUGCCGAUACUAUACCCAGUAUUUCUGUGGCCGCAUAUCCUGAUAACGUUACUUGGCACGAUGAGAAGGUGGAGAAAGAUGUUGAGUUCAUGCAAAAGGCCGCACGCAUCAUACGCUCAGCACGUUCCGACUACAAUCUGCCCAAUAAAGUGAAGACCGAGGCGUACAUUGUUUGCACCGAUGAGCAGCCCAACGCAACGCUUAAGAAAUAUGCAAGCGAUUUGACCACAAUUGCUUACUGUUCCAAGCUCGAAUUUGACACUCAACCGCCGGCGGGUUGCGCCAUACUCACGGUUAGUGCACAAUGCGAGGUGCACUUGUUACUUAAGGGUCUCAUUGAAUCUGAGAAGGAAAUUACGAAAUUGCAAAAGCGCAAGGAACAAUUAGAUCAAACUGUGAAUAAAUUGAAGCAAGCCAUGCAGGCUGCUGAUUAUGCAACAAAAGUGCCGGCUGAAGUGCAAUCAGCCAAUACGGAGAAACUUCAACAAUCCGAGGGUGAAGUUCAACGAAUCAUUGCCGCAAUUGAAACCUUGAAAUUAAUGUAAAUUUGCAUUAUUGCUCGUAUUGCCGCUGCACAUAAGUACGUUCUUGGCACUAUGCAUUUAUGCUUACCGCUUAGAGAUAUCUUCGCCUUUAUUUCCUACAUUUAUGUUUUUUUUUGUUUUAUUUAUUUUUUACAUAAAUUGUAAUGAUUGGUGUAGGAGAUUGUUGGUGCUUUCAAUGAAUGAUAAUUUUUAGAGCAAUCGCUAUUACUCAAUGUUGACUUUAUUAAAAACUUAACAUACAAAUACAGAAAUGUCGAAAAUAAAUAAUAACAGUUUUAAAUAA